CCCAAUUCAAAAGCUUCAAUUUUUUCAGCUCAGAAGAAAAAACAUUCAUCGACCAUUCGACCCUCUGAUGAGGGAAGCAUUAGGAUCUCCGACAACUGCGAGAAACCAUUGUGUUAAGAAGAGUGGUAAUGGAGAGUCCAUACUCUGCACCGCCGCAUGCGGAUGCGUCUCGGCCGUCAUUGGGUUUCCCUCUCGGCACCGCCCUUCUCUUGAUCGUCAUCUUCAGCUUGAGCGGCGUCUUUUCCUGCUGCUACCACUGGGACAAGGUCCGAUCCCUCCGGCGAUCAUUCUCCGACGGCCCGGCUGCCGGUGGUGAUGGCGGGCCCCACAAACCCACUACUGAUUCACAGUCGGAUUUAAAGCAAAACAGGAGCUUGACUCUGCCGGUAGUAAUGCCCGGAGAUCAAGUGGCGAAGUUCUUAGCUCUGCCUUGUCCACGUCAGCCGCUUCAUCCGGAGAAGAUUGUGGUGGAAGUGCAAGAGCCGCCGCCGCCGUACAAACCUUUUGUCCGUGGAGUCGAAUCAGUGCCUUUCUAUUAAUUACUUAAUGAAAUGCGACCGGAAAGUUAUAUAUUUAGGUUUGGAGUUUUGAAGAAUCAGGAAUUCAGGAAACUAUAUGAGCAUAUGGUUGUUGGUGGAGAGGUCUCUGUUAUUAGCUUUCGUUGUUUACUCUGUUCAUGAGUCGCCUAGAUUUGAAGGAAGCCCUGUACAGUGUGUAUACACAUACGAAUAUCAUUCUUACUCUUCCUUCCUCGUCAAUUCCUUCUCUUUGAAGUAAACUUUUCUAUUAAUGGUACUGAAAUGUUUAAUCUCCUUAUAUCAACAAAAUUAUAACUGUAGUUUAUAUCAAAGGGUCUCCAAUGACCAAUGCUACAAUGUCUUUAUGUAGAAAUAGACAAAAAAAUCAAUGUGUAACAUUUCUGAUCUCUUUCUUCUCACGUUCUUCUAUGUUUUUGAUAAAAAUUUUUGAUAUUAUUUUCUCAAUAAUGUCAAUUACAAUGUCUUUAUAUAGAUGUUCUACUCGACAUUUAAA
Cuscuta epithymum is the source of this 1032-nucleotide messenger RNA. The record is from the annotation of a GenBank genome assembly. Lineage: Eukaryota; Viridiplantae; Streptophyta; Magnoliopsida; Solanales; Convolvulaceae.